Fonsecaea multimorphosa CBS 102226 is the source of this 315-nucleotide messenger RNA. RefSeq lists its product as uncharacterized. Bases 1 to 315 code for a protein of 104 amino acids. Lineage: Eukaryota; Fungi; Ascomycota; Eurotiomycetes; Chaetothyriales; Herpotrichiellaceae. The transcript has a single exon. The record is from RefSeq and is a predicted model, not a curated record.
AUGUCCCACGCCAGAGCACCCAGCCGAUACAAUUCCGACUAUGAACGGGCUCCCGAGAGAGCUGCUGAACGACCUAAAACAUCCCCGCCUUCAUCGGCACCUUCAUCUCGAACCUCCUCGGCUACGUCCUUGCAGCCAGCCGCCCCAGUGGCCGAAUGGUGCCAUCAGAUGCACCUGAUCCAGAAGCGGAAAUAUGAUUGGUGUGUUGGCUGCUAUCCCAAGCCUCCGCCUGCUCCCAGCUCCGUCCGAAUCCCCUCCCAGAAGGUGCUGCAACAAUCAAGAAUGAGCAACGAACCUGGUCAUGCAUACCAAUAG